Lingula anatina is the source of this 1776-nucleotide messenger RNA. RefSeq names its product signal peptide peptidase-like 2B. NCBI's taxonomy places the organism in Eukaryota, Metazoa, Brachiopoda, Lingulata, Lingulida, Lingulidae. Gene Ontology annotation, molecular function: aspartic endopeptidase activity, intramembrane cleaving. Gene Ontology annotation, biological process: membrane protein proteolysis. The record is from RefSeq and is a predicted model, not a curated record. Gene Ontology annotation, cellular component: lumenal side of endoplasmic reticulum membrane; cytoplasmic side of endoplasmic reticulum membrane; lysosomal membrane.
AAAAGAUGCGAGAUAUUGAGAGAUGUCAACAAUGUCUUCCUCGUUCCAGUCCUUUGGGGUGAAAGCUAGAAAUGUGGUUGUUGUUGUAAUUUACCUUCUUUGUCUCAGCAAUCAGGUCCAAGCAGAUCUAGGACUACUGUAUGCACAGAAUGAUAAAGACUCGACAUCUUCAGGCUUAUUUUGUGUUGCAUACAAUCCUGGUUUUCAUGAAUUACCUAAGACAAGAGAGGAAGCAUUGAGAGAACCUUUUCUUGAUUUGAUGCCACAAAUACUCUGUGAGGAUGGCACCUUCCCAAACAUGCACAGUAAGUGUGUUGCUGUCCAGAGAGGCAACUGUACAUUUAGUGAGAAAGCCAGGAUUGUCCAGGGCCAUCAAGGUAGGACAGCCCUGGUGGUCAGCAAGGAGCAGAAUUUGGACCAGCCUUCAGCUGCUAACAAAUCUGAUUAUGAUUCCAUAUCUAUAGCAGUUGCUGUUAUACGUCACAAUGAUUAUAAGCAAAUUAAGACACUAGGGUCCAAUUUGAGUGUAUGGCUGUAUUCCCCAGAUGGGCCAAAAGUAGAUUACAACAUGUUCAUCAUCUGGACCUUAGCUGUGGGGACGUUGGUCAUUGGGGCUGAAUGGUCAGGAAGAACAAAACACAAACAACGGAAAAAAAGCCGCAGCAGUGAGGAAGAUGUGGAAGGUCAAAGAUCUGAGGAGGAGGAUGACACGUUUGAUCUGUCACCUAAAGUUAUCCUGAUAUUUGUGGUUCUGAUGUGUGGUAUGAUAGUGGCAUUGUAUUUUCUCUAUGACUAUCUUGUAUACGUGCUGAUUGGGUUGUUUGUCAUAGCUUCAUCAUGUGGAUUGUACUUCUGUUUAGAGGCACUUAUGUCUAAGACAUCUUUAGGAAAUUGUAGGAUUCCACCAAAUAAUCUCCCUGUAUUUAAGUAUCAACCAGAGAUCCGUGCAAUAAUACUAGCCAUUGCAUGUUUAGGACUGGGGAUAUUCUGGGCCAUAGAAAGAAAAGCAAGUUAUGCUUGGAUAUUUCAAGAUAUUCUUGGGGUUGCCUUUUGCAUCAAUAUGUUGAAAACUGUAAGACUGCCACAUUUUAUGGGUUGUGUAAUUCUGUUGGGGUUGUUGUUGCUAUAUGAUGUGUUCUUUGUCUUCAUCACUCCUCUUCUGACUAAGUCAGGUGACAGCAUUAUGGUAGAUGUCGCCACUGGAGGCAGUAGUCGCACAGGAGAGCAGCUUCCAAUGGUGUUGAAGAUACCUCACUUGUCUACAUCCGAAUAUACCAACGUUUGCCCAGUUCUUUCUCCAUACUCAUUACUUGGGUUUGGAGACAUCAUUGUACCAGGACUGCUUGUAGCAUACUGUUAUGCAUUUGACUUGAAAGUCCAAAGCAAAAGAAUAUAUUUUAUUUCCACAACCAUUGCCUAUGGAUUGGGGCUCAUCAUAUGUUUUAUGGCCCUGGCAUUUAUGGAAAUUGGCCAACCUGCAUUGCUGUACCUUGUACCUUGCACAGUUGGGACAACUGUUGUGAUUGGCUGGGCCAGGGGAGAGCUAUGUCAUCUAUGGAAAGGGGAUCUGAAAACAAAUGGUGCUCCUCAGAAUUCCAUUCAAGAACCAGAUGGAGAAGGCACUGAGGGAGAAUGUCACCAAGAUAAUCUCAGUGAAGAUGAGACCAGAACUCUCUUAAAACACACAGCCUGAUAAAUUUAAAAUGUCAAAAUAUAUUAAAAUACAGGGAUACAUGAAGCUGAUAAUAUGUAUAUUUCCUUGUACUGCUCACUGAC